GCCAACAGUCGCGGAUAAAUAUCAGCGGAUCGAAGCAGCCACGAUGUCGGCGGUACUCGCGUCGUCCGCAGUCAAGCCCGUGAUCAAGAACUCGACGAUGGACCAAGACCUGCAGGACGAAGUGAUUUGGGUCGCCCAGGCCGCGAUCGAAUCGGAAAUCAACGAGCAGUUCAUCGCGGCCAAGAUCAAGCGCCACUUUGAGCUCAAGUACCACGGCAUGUUGUGGCACUGCUGCGUCGGGCGAAACGUGGCGUGCUACGUCACACACGAACAGUCCAAGUUCCUGUACUUUUAUAUUGGCCAGAUGGCGGUUGUGCUGUUCGCCACAGCCUAGCGACGCCCCUUCGCCAGUGCGUCCACUUUCGCUCGGACCUGUCGGUGUUUUCCACAACGGCUCAAGUGGAACGUUCAAGCCAACGCCGCAUGACGACAGCACCGAGGCAACGAUGGAGCGCCACAGGACCGGCAGUCACGUAUAAAAUGAAGUAGAUAUAAUGCAGACCUGGAGUGAGAUACGAA
This is a messenger RNA of Aphanomyces invadans, 519 nucleotides long. RefSeq lists its product as hypothetical. The record is from RefSeq and is a predicted model, not a curated record. The coding region runs from base 44 to 334 and encodes 96 amino acids. Gene Ontology annotation, biological process: microtubule-based process. The transcript has a single exon. Lineage: Eukaryota; Oomycota; Saprolegniomycetes; Saprolegniales; Verrucalvaceae. Gene Ontology annotation, cellular component: dynein complex. Gene Ontology annotation, molecular function: dynein intermediate chain binding; dynein light intermediate chain binding.